Molecule: messenger RNA, 4617 nt
Organism: Orussus abietinus
Lineage: Eukaryota; Metazoa; Arthropoda; Insecta; Hymenoptera; Orussidae
Exons: 5
Coding region: 1570-2982 (470 amino acids)
Source: RefSeq, a predicted model, not a curated record
AUCAAAACAGUGUUACUACAUCGACAGUAUAAGGAAGUGAGAGCCCGUUUUAAUUUGGCGAUGCUAAUUAAGCUUGAAAAAUUUCUCGCGUGUGUUUACUCGACACAUCAGAGUCCAAGUUGAUUAUUAUAGUACGUGUAACUGCGUUACAGCGGAUAUAAAGGUCAAUGAUCAAUGACUUUUCCCGAUCGAUCAUUCACGCGAGAUCUUCAAUGGAUCAGCACGUGAGGAGUUUACGAGAGGAACUGUUGGAGAGGUCAGUGACAAGUUGUCGUGGUCGAUGACAUAAUAUAAAUGCACCGGGGAUUCCGAUCUAAAAGGAGGUCAAGCACUGAGAUCAUCUAAAAGGUCCUCGAGAUCCUGAAUAUCUAUCCUCGGUGUCAAGACCUGCACUCGGUGAAGGACUCCUCUCAAGGCCUUAAGAAGGAAACCCGAAUGUCAAGAUUGCUCGUAAAGUGGUCUUUUAAAUAAUCUAUCGAAUGAUACACAAUUCGUAUUUGCGUACAAAGUUCUUGUUCAAUAUUUAUUAAAGAAUAAUACGAAAGGGUUGAUUCAAUUUAAACUCAAAAAGAAAAAGAAAACAGGCAAGGCGAAAAAAGUUCCCCCGAGAGUGGGGAAAAUUAAAACCUUUCGAACAAAGAAAUUACAAAAUUUAUUUAUAGAUCAUUUUGAGAAGAGAAAAAGAACUAUGAGAUGUCAUUGAACGUGGUGAUUAAUAAUUUGAUGCGGUAAAAGCGACUAUAAUGCAUAUGGUAGUUGAGACAUGAUUUAUGUACGUGUUGUACGCAGAGAUUAUGCAUAGGUAAAUGUUUUACUAAGGUAACCAGUGGUUUUAUGCUAAUUUGUUGUCAAUACCGGUAUUACUGAUGUACAAUAUGGUCAUAUAAGUACCUCAAGAAUAUCCAGGUUUACAUUGAUUACUGAUUUCUCUUGUACAUACAGUGGCAAACAAUAGUUAUUAAAUAUUCAUACGGCAAGUUUUCACGCGUUCUUGAAAGAGCAUAAACGUGAAGAAAGUUCAGUUUAAGAGGAACGACAUUAAAACUUUGAGAUUGCUAGUAACGCCCCACUGCUAUUUAUUGAAUUCACGUUCUUCCUCUUAAAGGGUGGCAAACAAAUAACAAAUUUUUAUCUCAACUUUUUACCUCGAAAAAGUGGAGAGAUUCGCAGAAGCCGGUUAAAUCAUUCAGAUCGAUUGGAUUUUCGCGAAUGUAAACUUUAUUAUCCUGCGUGCGGUGGUAAUUGAAGAGGGCAAAUCGAUUGUCAUUGAUUCCCAAUUUCGUUGGUCCAUGGAAUUUUACUGCAAUCGCAAGACGUAAUCGUGGUCGUAUGCAAAUUGUGCCGAUCCCUGUUCAAAGGCCAUUGAGAAAUCGGCAAUCACCGAACGGCACGUAAACCUUGCCAGUCGCAAAGCCAACUCCUUCCACGAAAGUCCAGUUUCGGACACCCAGCAAAGGUGUCACCAACAGCCUCCAGUUAAUUGUCAAACAAUAAUCCCUGACCGACAUUAAAGAAAACAAAAAAAUAUAUAAGAAACACCUCGCCGAUACUACAUAUAUCAUUUAAUAAAUGAAUACCUACCUCGCUGCUACGGAAGUAAAUAUGGAAAUUAAAAAAGGGGCUACAUUAAGAAGCAAGAACUCAAUAAUUGGGAUUCUGGUUGUUAUGCUGAUCAUCGCAACAGUUGGCAAUGCCUCGCACGGUGAUCAACGAUUUUCCGAAAUCGAAGAAGCUCCGAAAAUCGGGAAAAAGAGAACCACGCCUCUCCACAAGGCGAUUUUGACCCAACGAGGAUAUAUUCAAUUCCUGAGGUGGGAUUUGCCAGUUCCGGAGAUCAAGGAAUUCACUUUCUGUCUUUGGAUCAAGUCGACGAAUUUCACGUAUUCUCAUCCGAUUUUCUCCUAUUCUAAGAACGAAAAGGACCGUUUGGUUAGGUCCUGGAUAUCCCCGGACGGCACCGAUGUUAAUCUCGAGAUCGACAAUGUUGAGAUUUUCUCACAUCCAGUAUUUCUUAAGGAGCAUAUUUGGUAUCACGUGUGCCAGAGCUGGGACAAUUCCUAUGGCCGAUAUGGAGUCUGGAUCGAUGGCCAUCUUGUGGCCGAAGGUUACUCGGAAAAGAUGGUUGGACACGUGAUUCCCAGCAAAGGCGACAUCGUCCUCGGCCAAGAGUACACCGACUUCGACGAAGGACUGGAAGACGGCAUCGAAGGCGCAAUCCUGGGUUUCAAUUUAGUCCUGGCGUCCGCUUUCGAGAAAUCCGGCAUUAAUUUCCCGAAAAGCCCGUCAUUUUCCGAGUCCUUUGGAAAGGGCACCGAGUUCCCGUACCCGCUGAUCCCGACAAAGGAGCCGACAAUUAAUCACGGGGCUAAGCCGAGUUUCCCAGGAAACUCGAAAUUCGUUCCAACGAAAUUUUUGAAAACAGCUUCAGACCUGGACGUGGCUACGAUCGUUGAACUGAUUCGAAAAGCGAAGUCCUCGCCAGAGAAUUUAAAAACGCGGAUAUUACAGGAUAAUCCUUUCCCAGGGAACAUUCAUCCCCUGGAUCAAUCGACCAGGAUAUCAGAGUUCGAUCAUGAUUUCGUCCCGAUCUAUACCGAUCGAUCAGAUUCUGCUGGAUUUGGGGAUCAUCAGGAUUCCACGUUUCACAGGAAUCAAACCAAGUGGACAUAUUCUGAGAGCCCUGAAGGUCGAUAUAUUGUCCACAGGAGGCGGACAAGAAGUAGUGAAGGACAUUUUCAAGAGGAAUACGGAGGUGAAUCGUAUAGUGAUAGAGGGACGGAGCACUUUAAGUUAAUCGAGUGGAAGUCGAGACCAUUGGGUCUUCAGCUGAUGGAACUAACCUAUCACCAUUGCCUAAUAGGCAGAGGGAGUCCUUCGAUUGGUGGAUCUUUAAUGCUGAUCUCGUGGACCAGAACUCCCGUUCAGGUCUUCGGUGGUGCAAUCAUCAAAAACGCUAGAAGUCAGUGUGGUAAAUUUGGAUAAUCCUUUUCGAUCAAGGAAUUAAUUGCCUAAUGGGUAGAAGAGGUCCUUCGAUUGGUGGAUCUUUAAUGCUGAUCUCGUGGACUAGAACUCUCGUUCACGUCUUCGGCGGUACAGUCAUAAAAAACGCUAGAAGUCAGUGUGGUAAAUUUGGAUAAUCCUUUUCGAUCAAGGAAUUAAUUGCCUAAUGGGUAGAAGAGGUCCUUCGAUUGGUGGAUCUUUAAUGCUGAUCUCGUGGACUAGAACUCCCGUUCAGGUCUUCGACGGUACAAUCAUCAAAAACGUUAAAAGUCAACGGAAAUGCUAAAAGAAUCUGGAAUGAGAUCAUCUAGCGACAAGGUCAAGGAGCAUUGCACAGCACAUACGUGAAUUUCAAGGCCACUGGGCCUUGAAAUGACAAAACUGACCUGUCACCGUUGCCCCAGCAGCAGAGAAAGUUCAUCGAUUUAAAGUGGUCUUUUAACUAUAAUUCUCAUAAGCAGAACUCCCACGCAAAUUUUCGGAGUAUCGUUAUCAAGUACGCUAUAAAUAAGUGCGUUGACAUUAGACAUUGUUUCAAUUUUUUUUUUAUUUCUUUUUUGUACACACAGGAAUAAUCAUGGAAAAAUGUCUCUAAGACAAAUGACUUUUUUCUUAUAAGUUGUAUGUGUUUGCAUAAAUUAAAAUCGUACUAUGUUGCCAUAAUCGAGCUACUCGUUCGGGAAAUCCAUGUCCAACAGAGCUCGUCUAGUUCUUUUUGUAUAAUAGUUUAGUGUGUCGUAGUUUAGUUAUAAGAUAAUAUUUAUAUGCCGGAUGUAAUUUACCGAAAUCGAAGAUACAAACAUUAGUAGUGAUAAUUCCUUGACAUGCAUAAUAGUUCAUUACAUAAAAUCCUAAAUGCCCAACUAUCUUCCACAAUCCUCACACAAAAUACAACUAUUGAACCUCGGUGCUCGAAUCUGAAAUUCAUCCCAGCAAAAUUGGGGUAUCUGGGUCAAUUGUUGCACUGUUUAAAAAAGUAUCCGAUAAUGAAUGAUUUAUCAAAAAUAUUUUGGCAGGAGACAUUUGAAAUCUCGCCGCAUUGAAUGCACAACAAUGUUUCAAUACCUGUAUGAAAUCUUCAUAAUUUAUCAAACCAGUCGAAUAAUAUCAUUAAUGAAUAAACAUUACGUUAAAGUAGGAACUGUUCGCGAAGCUCUUCACAUAGAAUUACUGUAAAAUCUAAAUUUCACAAAUCUUUUCAAAUUGUCAGUCUUCUCAUUUUUCACAUUUUCUCGUUUGUAACUUUUAUGGAGACGUUAGUUACGGCCUCCACGUGGAUUUCUAAAAAAUUCCCGUCGGCCAAGUUCAUGAAGCAUGUCUUGAAAUACUUCUCCGAAAAGUUUCUUUGCCUGAGUUGCAGCUGCACAUACCUCGAUAUAUGUACUCUCGUAUGUCAUUACGUAGAAGCAUCGUGCACGUUAACUCGCGGACACAUGAUGCGUGCAUUAUUUCCCUCUUAACUUCUAGCAAGUUGCACUUUCGGUCGUACUUGUUGAAGGUACCAAGCUAGAAACAGGAUUCCCUGAAGUGCAAUGUUACUGCAAUUUACGUCGACUCGUUGCCAACUAAAUCGGCCUGAAAAUGUAUCGCGAACUUUUGACUUUCCGAAGAACUUUU